This is a messenger RNA of Stegastes partitus (bicolor damselfish), 2390 nucleotides long. RefSeq names its product leiomodin-2-like. Gene Ontology annotation, biological process: muscle contraction; pointed-end actin filament capping; actin filament organization. Gene Ontology annotation, molecular function: tropomyosin binding. Gene Ontology annotation, cellular component: striated muscle thin filament; myofibril; cytoskeleton. The record is from RefSeq and is a predicted model, not a curated record. The transcript is spliced from 6 exons. The coding region runs from base 317 to 2002 and encodes 561 amino acids. NCBI's taxonomy places the organism in Eukaryota, Metazoa, Chordata, Actinopteri, Pomacentridae.
GAUUAGAGCGGAGAGGACACAGAGGCUCACACAUAAACCCGGCCAGCCAGGACAGAUCCGGAUCAGACCGGAGAGGACUCUUAUCAGACUUUGACUGGACUCAGGAUGUCCAAGCAUCUUCUUUUGGCGAGAAACAUUUCAAGUGGACUCCAAUGACACCUCAUGUCCUAAGAUCUCCAGAAGCCUCGCGGUGGAUCGUAUCUUUUGUUGGAAUCCUCAAACUCUUUCGUUUUCGGUUCUACACUAGAUCACACGAAAUCUGAGAACUGGUCUAUCAGUUUUAGUUUGAGUCUGACUGGUUCGCGUUAAUCACACCAUGAGUUGUUUCGGGUAUCGUCGAGAGCUGAGUAAGUACGAAGAUGUCGAUGAGGACGAGCUUUUGGCUUCCCUCAGCCCCGAGGAGCUGGCCGAGCUGGAAAAGGAGCUGGUCGACAUCGAUCCGGACGCCAAUGUGCCCAUAGGAUUGAGACAGAGAGACCAGACUGAUAAGACGCCGACGGGCACCUUCAGCAGAGAGGCCCUCAUGAAGUACUGGGAAAACGAGACUCGUAGACUGCUGGAGGACGAGAUCGGCGGAGGAAGUCCCAAACUGGAUGAAGAACAAGACGAGGAGUGUGUGACAGAAGAAAACAGCGAAGAAGAGGACGAGAAAGAUGAUGCAAAUGAAAAAGAACAGAAAAAGUCUGAAAAACAAAAGGAGGAGGAGGAGGAGGAAGAUGAAGAUGAAGAAGAAGAAGAGGAGAGUGAGGAGGAAGAGGAACCUGUAACAGAAGAGGAGGAGGAGGAGGAGGAGGAAGAGGAGGAAGAGGAAGAUAAUAAAUUAAAGCCUGAACCCUCAAAGGAUUCAGGGCCGCUGACGUCGCGGUCCGACACCCCAACACUGCUGAGGCCUCAGAGGGUGGAGCCUGUCAGACUGACUCCUCCUCCUCCGCCUGUCGACCAAAACACGACUGGAAACCCGAUUGUUGUCGACGACGCUCUGCAGCGAGUCCUUAGCAACGACCCUGAACUCACAGAGGUUAACCUCAAUAAUAUUGAUGACAUCUCACAGGAAACUCUCAUCCGAUUUGCUGAAGCAUUGAGGCCCAACACACACGUGAGAGUCUUUAGCCUCGCCAACACCCGAGCCGACGACCCCGUGGCUCUAGCCAUCGCUAAGAUGCUGAGGGAGAACUCGUCCAUCACCAGCCUGAAUAUAGAGUCCAACUACGUGACUGGGAAGGGCGUGAUGGCGCUGGUUCAAGCUCUCCCAGGAAACAAUACUCUGACUGAGCUUCGGUUCCACAACCAGAGACACAUGUGCGGAGGACAGGUAGAAAUGGAGAUGGUGAAGAUUCUGAGGGAAAACCACACUCUGAUCAAACUGGGCUACCAGUUCAACCUUCCUGGUCCCAGAAUGAGCAUGACCGGGAUCCUCACCAGGAACCAAGACCGCCAGAGACAGAAACGUCUGCAGGAGCAGCGGCAGCAGCAACAGCAGGGCCAAAAGGGGGCGCAAGAUGGAGCAGUUUACCCAAGAACUACCGCACUGCGAGGAACACCUGUUUCCUCACCGUACAGCUCACCUUGGUCCUCGCCCAAACUGCCCCGAAGCGACCUGGCUAAAAAACAGACUCCCCCUGCUCCACCUCCUCCUCCACCUCCACCGCCGCCGCCUCCACCUCCCCCACCACCGCCGCCUCCUCCCCCGCAGCGGGAGACCAAGAAGCCCACGAGGAUGAUCGCGGAGGUCAUCAAGGCGCACGAAGCGGGCAGCAAAAAGGUGGUGAAAACGAAAGGGAAGAAGGGCAAGAAGGCCAAGGCGAAGGAGAAAGAGGAGACGAGCAGCAUCCUGAAGGAGCUGAAGAACGCCCUGAGGCCGGUGUCGGUGGACAGGAGGGGGGAGGAGGGCAGCAGGCCGUCCACGCCGAUGAGGUCAGCCCACGAUCAGCUGAUGGAGUCCAUCCGCGGUAGCAGCAUCCGCAGCCUGAGACGGGUGGAAGUCCCGCAUCAUCUCCGAUAAUACCAGGAGAAAUGAAAGAGAUCAUCUCGUUAUCAAGCUAAAAGGUGGAAUUAACGAUGGAGUGACCAACAGUGACGAAACCACUCAAGCGCCAAAGGUGACAACGUGGGUUUUCUGAGGAGGCAACCCUGAAUUCUUACGCAUAAAUAAAAUGUUUAAAAUAUAUACUGGAAAUUUGCACUGCAGUAACGACAGCUUUACAUUUUAAUAACGUGUCAGAUUUUUUGUACUCACGAUAGAAAAACGGUAUGUUGAUUUUGAAACGAGUUUGUUUACGUUUUCUAAAUCGCUGUUUUCUUGUAAAAUUGUAAAUACGACCUUGUUGUUGUUGGUUGAGCUACUGUAUGUUUUAAUGUCUAAAUAUAGCCAUUUGCUGUUUACAAUACUG